AUGGCGCCACUAUGCGCGGAUCCGCGACAGGUCAUUAUCGCCCUGAAUCCGGCUAGGCGAAAGGCAUUGCUGGCUCUUGUCCAGAAGAUCGUCUCUUACAUGAUCUCCGAGUUGGAGACUCGCCCCGAUGAACUGGGAUCAAUUGCUCCAGAUGAUGAGGGCAAUGCAUAUGAUGAAUCGCCGCCAUCAGACUCGCCGGAGAAGGCGGGUAACUCUAUAUCCCAAGGCGACAAGUCUCAGGGCUUGCUGCAGCCGAAAAUCAAGACGACCAGGCAAGCAGAGAAAUCCUUAAGGGCGGCAUUGACUUAUUCUCUGGAAUGGAGGGAUGAAGUUGUAUCCAAGCUUGAGGAGAUUGUGAACGUGGAAGAUACGCAAAAGAUUGUGGCCGAGAGGAAAACCCGGCGCGAGAUGCUGGACAAGAAGAAAUUGGAGAUGCCCAAUAGUGAUCGCCAGCUCCUUGAUAUAGACGGCGUACCGGUAGAUGAGACGGAGGACGUCUCCAUGCUGCAAUCCGCGUAUACGCCGAUACCCACCAGGCUGACAACUAUCCCAAUCGAGGACCGAGAAGAGGCACUCACUUGUGUGUUACUAUUGCUUCUAUCUACUGGGAAAUACUCUGCCCAUUCUCGCGCUCUGGUACUUUAUCUGACCUCAUCGUUGGAGUUGUCUCAGACGUUCCUUAACAAGACAGAGGCGGAGAUCGCCAUGUCUCUCAUGGAAUCUUCUACGGCCAACAAUGACCAGAAAGAAGCAAUGUCUGCAGAUGCUGAGGCUGCUAAACGCCGGCAGCAGAACAAGGUCAGCCGCUUUUGGAAAGUUGGGCUGGCAUCUGUAGCUGGUGCUGCAGUUAUCGGAGUCACAGGAGGCUUGGCUGCUCCUCUGGUUGCGGGGGCCAUUGGAAGUGUUCUUGGAGGUGUUGGCUUGGGAGGUGUUGCAAGCUUUCUCGGCAUUUUCUGGAUGAACGGAGCUUUAGUCGGGACCCUAUUUGGAGCUUAUGGUGCUAAGAUGACUGGAGAAAUGAUGGAUAACUACGCAAAAGAAGUGGAAGAUUUUCGCUUUCUCCCUCUCAAAGAGGAGGUUACAACAGAUGUCCCAGAGAACCUAACCAAAGAGCAAAAGGAACAACGCCGCCUCCGCGUCACCAUCGGAAUCAAUGGCUGGCUGAACUCGGAAGAUGAUAUCAAGAAGCCUUGGCGCAUUCUAAGUACUGAUACCGAAGUCUUUGCUCUGCGCUAUGAGAUGAGCGUUCUUCUUAGUUUGGGGACCGCCUUGAAUGACCUUGUUCGUUCCUUUGCCUGGACGGCGUUCAAGGCUGAAGUCAUCAAGCGAACGGUCCUGGCGACUCUCUGGGCUGCUCUCUGGCCCAUACAAGUUUUGGCUGUUGCUUCCAAUGUGGACAAUCCGUUCAAUCGCGCAAAUAACCGAUCAAGAAAGGCUGGGCAGCUUCUUGCUGAUGCACUCAUCAAUAAGGUCCAAGGCGAAAGACCCGUCACACUUAUGGGCUAUUCUCUUGGUGCCACAACAAUCCACGCCUGUUUGCAGUCCCUUGCUGAGCGCCACGCUUUUGGUCUGGUUGAUACAGUCGUCAUAAUCGGCACCCCAGCUCCGUCUGAUCCGGCUCACUGGCGGGCUAUCCGACCUGUCGUGUCUGGGAAGAUCUUUAAUGUCUAUUCUGAGAACGAUAUGGUCCUCGGUUUUGUAUACCGGAUGCACAGUCUCGCACUCGGUGUCGCUGGUUUGCAGCCCAUCAAAGGUGUGAAUGGCAUCGUGAACGUGGACUUGAGUGAGAGCGUUAGCGGCCAUCUUCGAUAUCCGUCCCUUACCGGUGAAAUUUUACGCAAGUGUGGCUUCGUAAAUGUCAAGGCCGGAAAGGAUAUCGAGAGAGACGAUGUCAUACAGAUGAAAGACAAAGAGGAAGAUCUCAUUGACUUCGGAGAUGGCGCUAGUAACAAGCUCAAUGACGAAGUUAAGACUGCUGAAUCUCUUCAAGGCAUGACAAUCACACCUCCAGCUCUUAUACCGCGCAAGGAGCUCGCCAAUCCACCUCUUCCAAAGCGGCCGACUGACGAACUCGAACUCGAAAACCCGCAACUUCCUCCGCGAACAACCGAGUCUGCACCUCCAGUUGUACAAGAUGCAGAGGAUGUAGCCCCUCCUUUGCCUAGACGCCAGACAGCUCCAUUGCAACAAUUAACAAUCCCCCGACGUCCGGUCCCAAGGAUGAGGAUGACGACUAAGGUUAACGAUGGCGAAAGGAGACCCCGGUGAGUCAGAUAUUACUUUAGAGAUACUAGGCUGGUUACAGGAAAAUAAACAAAACUCAGAUUCCCAGAAGAGCAGGCUUCUAUUACAAUACAUAUAAGGUGUUCCUUACUUAUCUCGAUAUACUUAGGUAUCCAGAUAUCCACAGAAAGUAGUAAUAGUAGUAGAAUAAAUAUAUAGUUCCUAAAG
Messenger RNA from Trichoderma virens Gv29-8, 2451 nucleotides. RefSeq lists its product as uncharacterized. The transcript has 3 exons. Bases 1 to 2268 code for a protein of 755 amino acids. Lineage: Eukaryota; Fungi; Ascomycota; Sordariomycetes; Hypocreales; Hypocreaceae. The record is from RefSeq and is a predicted model, not a curated record.